Aspergillus heteromorphus CBS 117.55 is the source of this 279-nucleotide messenger RNA. RefSeq lists its product as uncharacterized. The record is from RefSeq and is a predicted model, not a curated record. The coding region runs from base 1 to 279 and encodes 92 amino acids. NCBI's taxonomy places the organism in Eukaryota, Fungi, Ascomycota, Eurotiomycetes, Eurotiales, Aspergillaceae. The transcript is spliced from 2 exons.
AUGUCAGGAUUCCUACACAAAGCCGAAGACGCUCUCCACAUCCACCACCACAAGAAGGAGGGCUCCAAGACCCCCGAGCCCCAGCCUCGCGAUUUGCAGUCCCCCCCUCCGGACUCCCAUGAAGCCAAGCACGGUCAUAGCCACGGACCCCACCACAAGCAUGACUCGCACCGCCCCACGGAUGAUGAGAUCGCCCGUGAUGACUUCCAGGCCGAUCGGGCGUAUGACCGUGCCUUGCACUCCCCGCACCACGGUCCGGGGAUUGGGUUUGAGGCGUAG